Trichomonas vaginalis G3 is the source of this 771-nucleotide messenger RNA. RefSeq lists its product as uncharacterized. The coding region runs from base 1 to 771 and encodes 256 amino acids. The transcript has a single exon. The record is from RefSeq and is a predicted model, not a curated record. NCBI's taxonomy places the organism in Eukaryota, Parabasalia, Trichomonadida, Trichomonadidae.
AUGCCUCCUCGUCGUCCAGCGACAACAAUGGAUGGCCGAGGAAGUUUUAAUAUCUCAAUACCUGCGGGGGCGAAAACUCUUCAAUUCAAAACAGCCAGAUUCAACGAAGAUAAGAAAUACAAAUAUAUAAGUUCAGCACCUGAUGAUUUUGGAAAUCAUUCACCACACUGGACAAUUGGAUGUCCACGUUCCGAUCCUCCUGUGCCUCCAGAAACCCCAGGACCUGGUCAAUACAACAUUCCUGUUGUCGGAAUUACUAGAAAUUGUUCGUCUGCAAUCGGACAUCGCUCAGAAACAAAUUACGCAACAAUUACUAGUGGUGUCGACUAUAGAUCUAAUCGUGUUUUCCCUGAGAUAAGGAGAAGCACUAUUGGAGCCUCAACAAACGUCCAUUUUUACGAUCGCGAUGAAACACCCGCCCCUACAUAUGUUCCACCUGGUUUAACACCACAAAAAAUUACAAUUGGCCAAAAAUAUCAAGAAAGAUCACUUGAUUAUAAUGUCGGACCAGCAGAUUAUACUCCAGUAGCAAUUGACCUCCCUAAUUUACCAGCUUAUUCAUUCCCAAGAGCCCAAUUAGUAAAACGUGGUCUAAAUGACAAUAGACCAUGCCCUGGCCUUGACUCAACAUCAGAGACUCCUGGUCCUGGCUCUUACAACGUCGUUCCUGAAUUACGCCGCCCAAAGAAAUGGACUGAAAAGCUCCGAGUUCAUCCUAAACGAUACACUCGAGAGCAUGAGCCAUAUGACCGACCGUGGGCGAGACAAUAG